Messenger RNA from Arvicanthis niloticus (Nile rat), 3620 nucleotides. The record is from RefSeq and is a predicted model, not a curated record. NCBI's taxonomy places the organism in Eukaryota, Metazoa, Chordata, Mammalia, Rodentia, Muridae.
CGGAGCGGAGCGGUGCGGGCGCGGAGCCGAGCGAGGCGCGGAGCUGGCUGCUGGCGGGUGCGGGGACCCUCGCCACCCGGCCUGGGAAAGCGGGAUGGGACGCCGCCCGCGGGGACCUGGAUCCCCCCGGGGACCUGGCCCUCCACGCUCCGGGCCCGGGCUGCCACCGCUGUUGCUUGUGCUGGCGCUGGCGGCCCACGGGGGCUGCGCAGCGCCCGCGCCCCGCGCGGAGGACCUCAGCCUCGGGGUGGAGUGGCUAAGCAGGUUUGGCUACCUGCCACCUGCAGAUCCGGCAACAGGGCAGCUGCAGACACAGGAGGAACUGUCUAAGGCCAUUACUGCCAUGCAGCAGUUUGGCGGUCUGGAGACCACUGGCAUCCUGGAUGAGGCCACUCUGGCCCUGAUGAAGACCCCUCGCUGCUCCCUUCCGGACCUGCCCCCUGGGGCCCAAUUGAGAAGGAAGCGGCAGACUCCGCCACCAACCAAAUGGAGCAAGAGGAACCUUUCUUGGAGGGUCCGGACAUUCCCACGGGACUCACCCCUGGGCCGGGACACUGUGCGUGCGCUCAUGUACUACGCCCUCAAAGUCUGGGGUGAUAUCACACCCUUGAACUUCCACGAGGUAGCGGGCAACACGGCGGACAUCCAGAUCGACUUCUCCAAGGCUGACCACAAUGACGGCUACCCCUUUGAUGGCCCCGGUGGCACAGUGGCCCACGCAUUCUUCCCCGGUGACCACCACACGGCAGGGGACACCCACUUUGAUGAUGAUGAGUCAUGGACCUUUCGUUCCUCAGAUGCCCACGGGAUGGACCUGUUUGCAGUGGCUGUCCAUGAGUUUGGUCAUGCCAUCGGUCUGAGCCAUGUCGCCGCCCCAAGCUCCAUCAUGCAGCCGUACUACCAGGGCCCUGUGGGUGACCCGCUACGCUACGGGCUCCCCUACGAGGACAGGGUGCGUGUCUGGCAGUUGUACGGUGUGCGGGAAUCCGUGUCCCCUACUGCCCAGCUGGAUACCCCAGAGCCCGAGGAACCACCCCUCCUGCCAGAACCUCCCAACAAUCGGUCUAGCACUCCGCCCCAGAAGGAUGUACCUCAUCGGUGCACUGCCCACUUUGAUGCCGUGGCCCAGAUUCGUGGCGAAGCCUUCUUCUUCAAAGGCAAGUAUUUCUGGAGGCUGACCCGGGACCGACACUUGGUAUCCCUGCAGCCCGCUCAAAUGCAUCGCUUCUGGCGGGGCCUGCCGCUGCACCUAGACAGCGUGGACGCGGUGUAUGAGCGUACCAGUGACCACAAGAUUGUCUUCUUCAAAGGAGACAGAUACUGGGUGUUUAAGGACAACAACGUAGAGGAAGGGUACCCGCGACCCGUCUCCGACUUCAGCCUCCCGCCAGGUGGCAUCGAUGCCGUCUUCUCCUGGGCCCACAAUGACAGGACUUAUUUCUUUAAGGACCAGCUAUACUGGCGCUAUGAUGAUCACACACGGCGCAUGGACCCUGGCUACCCUGCCCAGGGCCCCCUGUGGAGAGGUGUCCCCAGCAUGCUGGAUGAUGCCAUGCGCUGGUCUGAUGGUGCAUCCUAUUUCUUCCGAGGCCAGGAAUACUGGAAAGUGCUGGAUGGUGAGCUGGAGGCAGCCCCCGGGUACCCACAGUCUACAGCCCGGGACUGGCUGGUAUGCGGCGAGCCACUGGUGGAUGCAGAGGAUGUAGGGCCCGGACCCCAGGGCCGUAGCGGGGCCCAGGAUGGUCUGGCAGUGUGUUCCUGCACUUCAGCCGCACACAGGUCGACAGUGCCAUCUCUGCUGCUGCUGACGCCACUGCUGUGGGGCCUGUGGACUUCAGUCUCUGCCAAGGCAUCCUGAGGGCAGUUGCAGAUCAAGGAGCCGGCGUUGCAGUGCUGGCGUUGCAGAUCAAGGAGCCGGGGGUGGGGGGGGAGGCAGGGACACACUGGCCGGUUGUCAGCAGGACUUGUGCUCCAAGCCUUGGUCCCUCGCUCCUUCCUUUCUCCUUCCUUCCACUGAACCCCGGGGUGCUGUGCCAUCUGCUGGAGUGGUCUCCAGCUGGGACAGGACGUCCCACCAAGCAGCAUCCAUGCACGCCUUUCCUACCUGGAGCAGCCUUAGGCAGUACUCCGUCCCUCUUCUCUGCACAUCACACUGCUUAGCUGCACCUUGCGGAGCUGCCCAAGCCCAGCUGUCACAACCCCAGGAUGCCUCAUCUGUACCUGAGAGGCUCUGACGGCAUCUGCACGUGGGAUGAUGGGGACAAACGGGGGCUUCCUUGUGGUGUCCAUGGGGGCCACCGUGCCUUGUUUCGCAAGUGAGAGAGUUGAUGCCCCGAUGGGGAACAGAGCGGGAGAAGGGCACCUACCCAGAAGUCUGAUCUACUGCCGUUUGCAGCAGCCAGCGCCGUUUCUGCUAAUACAGGGGACCAGUCACACUCAGGAUCUGCCCACAGGUACCCAGAUGCUGGCCAGGCGCCUUGCUCCUACCAUCAGGAGCAUGGCCAUCUCUCCUCAUCCUAGACAGGCUAGACAUAGAGGCUGUGUCCUGUUAGUCUCCCUCUCUGUGGCCAGGAGAGCAUCGUGGGUCUCCCUCGGGUGCUGUUGAUUGGGGGGUAGGGGUGCCUAUAGGGAUAGCUCUUCCCUCUCUGUGGCCAGGAGAGCAUUGUGGGUCUCCCUCGGGUGCUGUUGAUUGGGGGGUAGGGGUGCCUAUAGGGAUAGCUCUUCAUCUGUCAGUACCCAUUGCUUCAGCAAGAUGUCCCAUAUAGUUCUGGACUAAGAACCCUGCAGCUUAGACUCGCAGCUGUCCCCUCCCCAGCUGCGGAGAGGCUUCUAACACCUAGAAUAAAAGCCGGUGUUCAGUUGGGGGAAGAAGGAUGGUCAGUGGAGCACAGGAUGAUAGCGAGUGGGGAACUGCAGGGAUAAUAGUGCCAGGGUCCUUAGGCGUCCUGACAGAGUCACGCCUGACUUGCUGCAGAUGUAGGAGCUGUGCACGAAUUGCUGCUCUGGGUGACAAACCCCCAUGGUCCAGAAAGGGCUCUGAGCAAGGACUGAGGUAGAACCCAAGAUGGGGUGAUGAGCUCCAGGAAGGAACCGCCAAGUUCAAAAGUUCUGGGACGAGACGGACCCACCCAUGUAGGCUUGGCUGUAGGGCACGAGAUGAAAAUUAGUGAAAAUCACACACAUACACACACCCCCUCCCCCUCCCCAACUGGCCCGGUCCCAUCUCAGGUAAGAAAGGCUUCUACAUACCCCAGGCCAGGUUUGAGUGUUGUCAGGAUGAGCGGGGCCUGGGUUUCUACCCUUUUCCCUUUCCCAAGCCUGGCCACACCCUCCACCUACCUGUCCGACUAGGCAGGACAGAGUUAGAGGUGUGUGUGGAGGGUGAGGUUUCCCUGUCAUGGAAGCCACCCCACUCUGCCCUUCUAUCAAAGCACGUUCCUAUGCUGUCCCAUGUUGUCCACCAGCCUACAGGACACAGCUGUCCUGUACAGUCACAGGGAAGGUCCAAAAGUCUUUGUCACAUAGCACUGAAAGCCAGGCCGGCAGGCUGGAGCUGUCUAGAUGCUGGUGUCUCACUCAUUUUAAAACCCAAACUCUUAAUAAAAAUUUUGUACACUGGA